This is a messenger RNA of Coniophora puteana RWD-64-598 SS2, 1155 nucleotides long. Its product is annotated as Aldo keto reductase. Bases 1 to 1155 code for a protein of 384 amino acids. The record is from RefSeq and is a predicted model, not a curated record. The transcript has 5 exons. Lineage: Eukaryota; Fungi; Basidiomycota; Agaricomycetes; Boletales; Coniophoraceae.
AUGUCCGCAUUCGCGCCUGCCCCCAAGCCCGAGAAUCGUCUCGCGCGAUACCGCGCACUCUCGCCCAAGGCCGCUGUGCACGUCUCACCGCUCCAGCUUGGCGCGAUGAGCAUCGGUGAUAAGUGGGAGCAAUUCGGCAUGGGCAGCAUGAAUAAGGAGUCCUCGUUCAAGCUCCUCGACGCGUUCUUCGACGCCGGUGGCAACUUCAUCGACACCGCGAACAACUAUCAAGACCAAUCUAGCGAGGAGUUCACUGGCGAGUGGGCGGAGAAGCGCGGGAUCAGAAACGAGCUGGUCAUCGCGACCAAGUACACGACCAACUACGUGAGCCGCGACGGGAAGACAACCCAGCGGGUACUCUUCUCGGGUAACAACUACAAGUCGAUGGCCAUGUCCGUUGAGGACAGUCUCCGCAAGCUGCGCACGUCGUACAUCGACAUUCUCUACGUGCACUGGUGGGACUACGACACCUCGAUUGAGGAGGUUAUGAUCGGCCUCAACAACCUCGUCAAACAGGGCAAGGUUCUCUAUCUCGGUGUAUCGGACACGCCUGCGUGGAUUGUCUCCAAGGCGAACCAGUAUGCCCGUGACCACGGCUUGUCCGAGUUCAUCAUCUACCAGGGUGCAUGGAACGUCAUGUCACGCGACUUCGAGCGCGAGAUCAUUCCUAUGGCGCGCCAAGAACGCAUGGCUCUCGCCCCAUGGAACGUUAUCGCUGCCGGCCGCCUGCGCUCCGACGAAGAAGAAGAAAAGCGUCGCCAAACCGGUGAAAAGGGGCGCGAGAUGUUCGGCGGAACCUGGGAGCGCUCCGAGGAUGAGCGCAAGGUCGCGAACGCCCUUCAGCGCAUCGGCAAGGAGGUUGGCACACCGCACGUCACGGCCGUCGCGAUCGCGUACGUGAUGCAGAAGACGACGCACGUAUUCCCGAUUAUUGGAGGGCGUAAGAUCGAGCACCUGCAGGCGAACAUCGAUGCGCUCAAGAUCACGCUCACGCCUGAGCAUAUUCAGGAGCUCGAGAGCCUCGUUCCGUUCAGCUUGGGCUUCCCGUACGAUGUCUUCGGAUCGGACAGCAACGAGUAUGGCUGGGGUAUGAAGAUAGCUGCGUGGUUGGAGAAGCAACCGCACGCGAAGCCCAUCACCCCCGACCGCGACUAG